This is a messenger RNA of Loa loa (African eye worm), 671 nucleotides long. RefSeq lists its product as hypothetical. The record is from RefSeq and is a predicted model, not a curated record. NCBI's taxonomy places the organism in Eukaryota, Metazoa, Nematoda, Chromadorea, Rhabditida, Onchocercidae. Bases 6 to 671 code for a protein of 221 amino acids. The transcript is spliced from 4 exons.
CGUACAUGGCAAUGGGAAAUAAAGAACGAGAAGGAAAAGGAAAAGAUUGUAGACGAUUACAGCAGCUGGGACCUAAUGCUUACGUGGGAUGGCGAACAGGACUGUUAGCGUAUUUGAGAGACAGUCUGGAAGGAAAUGAAGUGGUUGAACAUCGCACAUCCCUACUACUUGCUGUCGUCGCGCGUUUACCGCUCAGUCCACGCUGUGGAUUAGAAGGACACAGCAAGCAAAUAACCACGAAGUUGGCCGAUUAUUUGGGAAAUUUUCCAUCUUCUUGUCUUUCCACUGAAAUAUCUUUUUCUGACGCACAGCUGUUGUUAGAUUUGCAAUGUAAACGGUGUAAUGAAGAAAAUAUUAAUGAAAAUGAAAAGAAUGAUAAAUUUUGUAAAAGAAGACGACGAAAUGUUAUGGCUAUCUGGGAUAACAUUUUUCACCUCGAUCGGGAUGGUUUUGCUAUGGAGCAGGAGUCGGCAGCUAUUCCUAAAGGUUAUGCACUGCAAGAUUCGACUCUGAAAAUCAUGUAUCAUAAACUUGUCGAUCAUUCAUCUGAUACAAUAUCCGAAUUCGAAACAUUUGCACAUUCACUGUCAAUAUUUGCUCGAUUGGUUGAAGAUAGUAGCGUCUAUGGAUUCGUUGUAAAACAACUUUUAUCUCAUAAUUUUCCAAGUUAG